GCCGCGGCGGCGGCGGAGUAGCUAGCAGCCGCAGAGAGCGCGGGCCUGCGCCGCAGCCCUGGUGGCGGCUCCCGCGCCCCCUCCUCAGCCCACUGGCGCGCGCACGCCGGGGCCCUUCGGGGCUGGCUGCUGAGCGAGUAGGCAGUGGGACCUGCGCCGUGACCCGGAGCAGUCCCCCACCCCAGCCUAGGCGCACACGGAAGUGGUGUGCCACUGUUGCUUCCUGUCUUGAAAACCCGAUGGUAACAUGGAGUUUUAAACAGCUGCCAUGUUGAAGUGACCGGGUUUCAGGGGCAGGAAACUACCUCCUCCCAGCUCUAAACGGACUUUGGAAAGUAGAGAAGAAAAUCCAGUCUGCUUUUUGGAGGACUUUGGACAGCCGAAUAAAUGCAGUAUCUAAAUAUAAAAGAGGACUGCAAUGCCAUGGCUUUCUGUGCUAAAAUGAGGAGCUCCAAGAAGACGGAGGUGAAUCUGGAGGCCCCUGAGCCAGGAGUGGAAGUGCUCUUCUAUCUUUCUGAUAGGGAGCCCCUCCGGCUGGGCAGUGGAGAGUACACCGCGGAGGAGAUCUGCAUCAGGGCGGCGCAGGAAUGCUGUAUCUCUCCCCUGUGUCACAACCUCUUUGCCCUGUAUGACGAGAACAGCAAGCUCUGGUAUGCCCCGAAUCGCGCCAUCACUGUUGACGACAAGACAUCCCUCCGGCUCCACUACCGGAUGAGGUUCUAUUUCACCAACUGGCAUGGGACCAAUGAUAAUGAGCAGUCUGUAUGGCGACAUUCUCCAAAGAAGCAGAAAAAUGGCUAUGAGAAAAAAAAAGUCCCAGAUGCAACCCCUCUCCUUGAUGCCAGUUCUUUGGAAUAUCUGUUUGCUCAGGGACAGUAUGAUUUGGUCAAAUGUCUGGCUCCCAUUCGAGACCCCAAGACCGAGCAAGAUGGGCACGAUAUUGAGAAUGAGUGUCUGGGAAUGGCUGUCCUGGCUAUCUCCCACUACGCCAUGAUGAAGAAGAUGCAGUUGCCAGAGCUGCCCAAGGACAUCAGCUACAAGCGAUAUAUUCCAGAAACAUUGAAUAAGUCCAUCAGACAGAGGAACCUUCUCACCAGGAUGCGGAUAAAUAAUGUUUUCAAGGAUUUCCUGAAGGAAUUUAACAACAAGACUAUUUGUGACAGCAGUGUAUCUACUCAUGACCUAAAGGUGAAGUACCUGGCCACCUUGGAAACACUGACAAAACAUUAUGGCGCAGAAAUAUUUGAGACUUCCAUGUUACUGAUUUCAUCAGAAAAUGAGAUGAAUUGGUUUCAUCCGAACGACAGUGGAAACGUUCUCUACUAUGAAGUGAUGGUAACUGGAAAUCUUGGAAUCCAGUGGAGACAGAAACCAAAUGUUGUUCCUGUUGAAAAGGAAAAAAACAAACUGAAACGGAAAAAACUGGAAAAUAAACACAAGAAGGAUGAGGAGAAAAAUAAAAUCCGGGAGGAGUGGAACAAUUUUUCUUACUUCCCUGAAAUCACUCACAUUGUAAUAAAGGAGUCUGUGGUCAGCAUCAAUAAGCAGGACAACAAAAAAAUGGAACUGAAGCUCUCGUCCCAUGAAGAGGCCUUGUCCUUUGUGUCCCUGAUAGAUGGCUACUUCCGGCUCACAGCAGAUGCCCAUCAUUACCUCUGCACCGAUGUGGCUCCCCCAUUGAUCGUCCACAACAUACAGAAUGGUUGUCACGGUCCAAUCUGCACGGAAUAUGCCAUCAAUAAGUUGCGGCAAGAAGGAAGCGAGGAGGGGAUGUAUGUGCUGAGGUGGAGCUGUACCGACUUUGACAAUAUCCUCAUGACGGUCACCUGCUUUGAGAAAUCUGAGGUGCUGGGCGGCCAGAAGCAGUUCAAGAACUUUCAGAUCGAAGUGCAGAAGGGCCGCUAUAGCCUGCACGGCUCAGACCGCAGCUUCCCCAGCCUGGGGGACCUGAUGAGCCACCUCAAGAAGCAGAUCCUGCGCACGGACAACAUCAGCUUCGUGCUGAAGCGCUGCUGCCAGCCCAAGCCCCGAGAGAUCUCCAAUCUGCUGGUGGCUACGAAGAAAGCCCAGGAGUGGCAGCCUGUCUACCCCAUGAGCCAGCUGAGUUUUGACCGGAUCCUCAAGAAAGAUAUCGUGCAAGGUGAGCAUCUUGGGAGAGGCACACGGACACACAUCUACUCCGGCACCCUGGUGGAUUACAAAGAUGACGAAGGAACUUCCGAAGAGAAGAGAAUAAAAGUGAUCCUCAAAGUCUUAGACCCCAGCCACAGGGACAUUUCUCUGGCCUUCUUUGAAGCAGCCAGCAUGAUGAGGCAGGUCUCCCACAAACACAUCGUGUACCUCUAUGGUGUCUGUGUCCGAGAUGUGGAGAAUAUCAUGGUGGAGGAGUUUGUGGAAGGGGGACCCCUCGAUCUCUUCAUGCACCGGAAAAGCGAUGUCCUCACCACACCAUGGAAGUUCAAAGUUGCCAAACAGCUAGCCAGCGCCCUGAGUUACUUGGAGGAUAAAGACCUGGUCCACGGAAAUGUGUGCACGAAAAACCUUCUCCUGGCCCGUGAGGGCAUUGACAGCGAGUGUGGCCCGUUCAUCAAGCUCAGUGACCCUGGCAUCCCCAUCACCGUGCUGUCCAGGCAAGAGUGCAUAGAACGAAUCCCGUGGAUUGCUCCCGAGUGUGUUGAAGACUCCAAGAACCUGAGUGUGGCUGCUGACAAAUGGAGCUUUGGAACCACACUCUGGGAAAUCUGCUACAAUGGCGAGAUCCCUCUGAAAGAUAAGACCCUGAUUGAGAAAGAGAGAUUCUACGAAAGCCGGUGCCGGCCAGUGACGCCAUCUUGUAAGGAGCUGGCUGACCUCAUGACACGCUGCAUGAACUAUGACCCCAACCAGAGACCCUUCUUCCGAGCCAUCAUGAGAGACAUCAACAAACUAGAAGAGCAGAAUCCAGACAUUGUUUCUGAAAGAAAGCCGGCAACCGAAGUAGAUCCCACACAUUUUGAAAAGCGGUUCUUGAAGAGGAUCCGUGACUUGGGAGAGGGCCACUUUGGGAAGGUUGAGCUCUGCAGGUAUGACCCUGAGGGGGACAAUACUGGGGAGCAAGUGGCGGUGAAGUCCCUGAAGCCCGAGAGUGGAGGCAACCACAUAGCUGAUCUGAAGAAGGAAAUUGAAAUCCUAAGGAACCUCUAUCACGAGAACAUUGUGAAAUACAAAGGCAUCUGUACGGAAGACGGAGGAAAUGGUAUUAAGCUCAUCAUGGAAUUUCUGCCUUCAGGAAGCCUUAAGGAAUAUCUUCCAAAGAAUAAGAACAAAAUUAACCUCAAACAGCAAUUAAAAUACGCCGUUCAGAUUUGUAAGGGGAUGGACUAUUUGGGUUCUCGGCAGUAUGUUCACCGGGACUUGGCAGCAAGAAACGUCCUCGUCGAGAGUGAGCACCAAGUGAAAAUUGGAGACUUUGGUUUGACCAAAGCAAUCGAAACUGACAAAGAGUACUACACCGUCAAGGAUGAUCGGGACAGCCCUGUGUUUUGGUAUGCUCCCGAAUGUUUAAUUCAGUGUAAAUUUUACAUCGCCUCUGAUGUCUGGUCGUUUGGAGUGACUCUGCAUGAGUUGCUUACUUACUGCGACUCAGAUUACAGCCCCAUGGCGUUGUUCCUGAAAAUGAUAGGCCCAACUCAUGGCCAGAUGACAGUCACAAGACUUGUGAAUACAUUAAAAGAAGGAAAACGUUUGCCUUGUCCACUUCACUGUCCAGAUGAGGUUUAUCAACUUAUGAGAAAAUGCUGGGAGUUCCAACCAUCCAAUCGGACAACUUUUCAGAACCUUAUCGAAGGAUUUGAAGCACUUUUAAAAUAAGAAGCAUGAGUAACAUUUAAACUCCUGUGUAUCAAGUCCUCCUUCCCCAACCAGUACCCAAGCCAUUUAAAAUUUUU
Molecule: messenger RNA, 3926 nt
Organism: Lontra canadensis (Northern American river otter)
Lineage: Eukaryota; Metazoa; Chordata; Mammalia; Carnivora; Mustelidae
Gene: JAK1
Product: Janus kinase 1
Exons: 26
Coding region: 388-3849 (1153 amino acids)
Biological process (GO): hemopoiesis; tyrosine phosphorylation of STAT protein; intracellular signal transduction
Cellular component (GO): membrane; cytosol; cytoskeleton
Molecular function (GO): ATP binding; cytokine receptor binding; non-membrane spanning protein tyrosine kinase activity
Source: RefSeq, a predicted model, not a curated record